CAGGGUAAAAGGUAAAAGCAUGUAAUAGCAAACAGAACGCUAACUACAAAAUAUAUGGUUUGUCACCGUUGUAUCCCAGUGAACCUAAAUGCGUCACAAAAAGUCACGUGACAAUAGCACUCUUCUCUUAUUGGUCAGCGGAGGGCGCUAGAAUACAAACAGGAAGUUUUUUGGUGUACGGAGUUGCGAGUGAAGACUAGCAUGAUUAACACAGCAAGGCUUACUUGGUUUUUGUUGGUAACGUUGAAACAUUUCUAGACUACUUACAAGGCCAUACUCUACUAAAUCGUCAAUUGCACAUUUAAAGCGACAUCCUUCACUGAGAGAAGAUACGUUCGGUAAGCCACUAGUACUAUCCAUCUAUCAAUGUAACCGGCUAUCAGUUUGGCUGUUAGACGUCUUGAGCUACUUUUGCUAAUUCUAAGUCCAUGUAUAAUGGUGUGGUAUAUCCAUUGUGUGUUGAAAAGUGUGACAAUUUAGUAAUACGUCAAAUAGAAUAUAAAUAGAAAAUAAUAGUAAUGACGCCAUAAACUUGGUGUAAACAAAUUUACACUUUACAUGUAAAAUAAACGUAUUAUUGUCAGGAAUACCUUGUCGUUGAUGUCCCUCGUAAUGUCCAAGUGCCUCUGACAGCACACCACAGCCUCAUCAAACCUCCCCAGCACCUUGAGCGUGUUCCCAAGGUUCCCGCUGGCUUUGGCUUCUCCCAGCAGAUCACCAAUGGUCCUACAAAACAACAUGUUGAGACCAUAUCUGGAUCUAAAGAAGAUGGAUUCGGAUGGCGUCGGUGAACAACCUGGUUAAGGUGAGGUCAUGCCGGUGGAACUCCAGCGCCUUGGCGUAGUCGUGCAGGUGGAAGUAGGCGUUUCCCAGCUGGCUGUAUAUGGCGCUGAGCACCUGCAAGUCUUCCGUGCCCACCUGGAUGGCUGCUUCAAAGAAGGAGACACCCGCUCUGUAGUCGCCCACCUUGCAGAGUCGCUCGCCUUCCAGUGCCAGCUCCAGGCAGGACACCUCCAUCCUGUAGUGCACAGAAGAUAAAAAGUGAGUCAUGGAGGUAGAACCAGAGGAUUCUGAUGACGGCAUCCAGAGAGAGCAUAAGACCACUGUAUUGUGGGAAAAGUGCAUCCAGCAGAGCAUCGUGGUGGACCUCAGCGAAGAUGAAAGCCUCCGCCUCAGUGAUCUGCAGCCUUCUUCCUUAGCCUUCAAUUUCUUGAAGGUGGAGUCUGAAGGGUCAGAAGCCAGUGUUCAUCUCAAGGAAAGUGAUGAGCUAUCAGGAGUGGAUGAUACCCCCUCAGGUUCCGGUGUUGUCAGUUGUGAGAAGCUCGAAUCACACAAGAGUGGCAUCUUGCAAAGACACCUCAUGCAAGAUGAGGAGACCCUGCACCAAGAGUAUGAAAACCCUGAGCAGAACACCAGCGAUGAGGAUCAGGAGGACCUUCCUUAUGACGGCGAUCUUGGCAGCCUUUACUUCACCCACAUGGUUGCUUCUAAGAGUAACGUGACAUCUGAUGGAGAACAAAGUGCAAGCGGUUUACAUUCGGCUGAAAAUGUGGAAAAACAAGCAACUUUAUCGCAAGAGGAUGCCAGAAAGCACAAUGAGGUCAUCCCGUCAUUCAUUUGUCCUCCAGCUGAUGUUAACCAGCUGCUGCGACAUCUCACCAGGGAGGAGUCGCUACAGACAGGAAGGCCGAUUGAAGCAGAGACCCUGCCGGAAGUGUCCCUGCUGGAGAGUGUAGAUGACGUUCUCUGGAGUGCAUCAACUUACAACAAUACUACAGCGCUGAGCAGUAUCUCUGAGCGAGAGAAGAGUUCAUCAAAAAGUGUCCAUCUAGAGGAGACUAAUCCUGACAACACUAAUCCUGAGUGCAAAGUCCCACAUUUGCACAGAUCUUUUGGUGACCUAAAGUACGGCCAAGGUCAAGUUCAUUACCCACUCCCUGACUUCUCCAAGGUAGCUGCCAAGGUGAAAAUCCCAAAGGGUCACUCAAGUGGUCCGGCCAGGCCUGUUCCUCAAGUUCCCAGCUCUAUGAUUAGAAGCCAGUCCUCUCCAGUGAUGUUAGAGGUGAUCAGCAGAGUUCUGGAGGAUUCAGGCCAGCCUUCAGAGACUCCUCAACACAUACAUCAGCAGACUGGUCCUGCAAUGGUGCAUCACCUGCAGGCUGAAUAUGAUAAAUUACUGGCCAAAUACACAGACACUGAGAAUAUGAGGCUGGGGAUCAAUCCCUCUUCUGACUUUUACAUCAAGAGCUAUGAAGGUGAUCCAGGAAAUGCAAGUGAGGGAAGCCAUGUUGGACCACUGGCUCCUCACAUUCCAACACUGGUUGAAAAUCAGUUGAUCACGUCUGAUCAAGAAGAGGUCAGUGAUGCUGAAAAAAUGGCAGCUGAGCUGAGAGAUGUCAUCAGCCAGUUCAUGCAGACGGUGCAUGACUUUAAGCAGAGAGUAAGCAACAGGUCGGUUAGCAGAGAAGAGCAGCAAACGAUGUUCAGGAUCUUGAUGGAAGCCCAGGACCAGUUGGAAAGAAAAUACAUGAGCAAGAAGGAAGAGCACAGAGCUCUAGAAAUGCAGAAUUAUCUGGGCCUGAGCAGAAAUAUUGGAACAUUCGACCCAAACAGGCUGGUGGAGGGAGAUAUAUUCAGGGUGGGAAUGCACCUCGAAGACAUAAAGGAAAUGAUUGACAAAAAUAUGUGCGAGCAGAUCAUCCCUCCUCUUUUAUCAUCUACUCCAAAAACCAUAACCAUGAAAGCCACGCCGCUAUCAUCACAUGAGGGGUCAAGUGUAGGUUUGACCACUGACUGUUUGAAAAUGGAGACAAAGACUGAGGCCAAAAAAGAGGCCAGUGGAGAUGAUGGAUUAUUUGAAGAAAAGAGCGAGAUCCUAAGUGAUGACUUAACAAAGAGCAGCAAUAGGCUUUCUAUUGACUUUGUGGAGGGACACCCAGAAGAUGAAGAAGAAGGAGAAGCGGACUUGUCAAAGGGGAAAGGUGGCAGUCAGCAAUGGACACCAGGAAGUGGUACACAGGAUGCUGGUCUGAACCCAAAAUCAGAAUGUGACCUUGUGGAUGGCGUUAGUCUGGUGGUGGAGGUCUCCUCCUCUGAUGCAUGCUCACCAUCACUAUCACAGGGGGUUGUUUGUAGAGAGACAGACAGUGGUUUUGGGAGCUCCUACUUGAAUCAAUCCAGCGGAACAUUUCAGCCUAGUCCUCCUACAGAAAGAGUGCACAGUGAUGGACUAAGUACCUCAGACAGUGAAGGCUCCUCCUUCAACCUGCAGACAACCAUCCAUCCAUCAGACGUGAACAGCUGGCAGCGGACCAGCGGCAGUUCACCAGUCCAAGCUACUGUAGCGGAUCUGUGGGUGCAAGGUACCACUAAAGACUCAGUCAAGCUGCAAGGCCCUGUUGCAAGCAAUUACUUCACCUCUGAACCCAUCCUGAGAACUGCCAUGGAUGGAGAACAUAAAGAACGCCACAUGUGCACUUGCAAUAGUGAGGCUAUCCAAGCUUUGCAAGCAGAAGUAUCAAAGCUGAAGAAGGAUCUAGAAGAAGGCCUGGUCCAACUUCCUCAACUGGUGCAGAAGAUGGACUACCUUGCCUCCAAAUACAGGCAAGAGCGUAGGUCCAAUAAUAAACCAAGGAUCCACCACAAGCCAACCAGGCAGCGGCAAACCAGUCGGUUAAGACUAGACGACUGGAUUUCAACAGAUAUGGACCCAAGCAAGAGCAAAGGGACAGACAGUGGUGACACGUCCUGCUCUCAGAUGAUGCUGCACUGCCACAGUAGGCCUGUGGGAGGCGACAGAGUCAAUUCAAUUUCAGUAUCAGAUGGAAUCACGCCUGGACCCACAAACUCUUGUUUGAAGGAAAAAAGACACAAUAAUUCCAAACAGAGGAUGCAGAAGGCCUCCAUAGAAAGAUGGUCUGGCCCAUUGCCUUCAUCCACCCAGAGACCCCUUCUACAGGUGGGCUAUGCCUCCUCCUGCAGUCUACCUGCAAGCUACAAAGUGAGGGAACUACCUGUUCAUUCCGUGGCCCAUCCCCGGAAACAUUCCACCCAGUCGGACACAGCACUCCUACCCAGCAAUGUGUACUUUCAGCAGACACUGUCCCCUGCAUCAGCAUUCCGGACAGGAAGCAAGGAAGAGAAGAUGAACAGGCCUCUAGACCAGGCUCUCGAGGCAGCCCGCGACAUGAAGAGGAAAACCGACCGCAUGGUGAAGAGACUGACAGGCGACCUGGUCAAAGCUCAGCUGAUGCCGCAGGAGAGUGCACAGCAUUCAGUCAGUAGGAGGCAGGACACAACACAUCACUUCAUACAGAGAACACAUAGGACCACCGGAGACUAUUUCUUUAGCUAGUGCAUAAUAUUCAUUCAUUUUAUAUACCGCUUGUCUUUGUUGGGGUCGCGGGGGCAUGCUGGAGCCUAUCCCUAGGCAGUGCAUACUAUAUCUUAUUUCAUUAUUAGGAUUAUUCAUUCAUUCAUUUUCUACUGCUUUUCCUCACGAGGGUCGCAGGGGGUGCUGGAGCCUAUCCCAGCUGUCUUUGGGCGAGAGGCAGGGUACACCCUGGACUGGUGGCCAGCCAAUCACAGGGUACAUAUAGACAAACAACCAUUCACACUCACAUUCAUACCUAUGGACAAUUUGGAGUCGCCAAUUAACCUAGCAUGUUUUUGGAAUGUGGGAGGAAACCGGAGUACCCGGAGAAAACCCACGCAUGCACGGGGAGAACAUGCAAACUCCACACAGAGAUGGCCGAGGGUGGAAUUGAACCCUGGUCUCCUAGCUGUGAGGUCUGCGCGCUAUUAUUAGGAUUAUAAUUAUUGAAUCUAAAUCUAACUGCCAAUACUGAGCACUUUCACUCCCUGUUUGAAAUACAGAAGAAUAGAAUACGUAGAUGCUAUCAGUCACAAUUUCACAUGUCUUAAUUAAUAGAAAUAAUUUGACCUAAAAAAAAACUUUUAUGAAGAGUAUAAUCCCUGGUGUUGCUCAUUUCAUAAUUCAGAUGUUUAGAUAUUUCACUUAUAUUUCUGCAUUCAGAGCACAAACUGCGAAGGAACCUAAAAUCUGCACAUACAUAGGUCAAUAAAGUAAAAUAAAAUAUAAACAUUUUUUAAAAUUAGGUACAGUAAAGUCUCGAUAUUGUCGGGAGUCGGAAAAAAUAUCGAUAUAACCGGACUGUCGAUAUAUCCGAUCCUGCGCCGAACUGCAUUAAAAGUGGGCAAUAAUGCACUCGACAUUGUUCUAUAGUAUAGAACAAUGUCGAGCAGCUUAAAUCAAUCUUUGCUUAAGGAUUUCAAUACCAAAAAAGAACACGAAUAUUUUCGAAUCGUAAUUACAUAUUGAGGAGGAACAUGGCAACUCCACGUAUAAGGCUGCAGAAUAAGUAAUAUAAUAAAUAAAUAUGCUUCCCAGUGGUUUGCGAAAGAAUACAUGCAAUAAGCUGCAGGGGUAAAGUGAUAAAGAUGAAUCAAAUAAAAAGUGGGUCAUGUAGUCAAUAUAACAUUUCGGGUAAAUCCCACUGUGUCUUCAAUUCAAGUGAAUAUCAACUUCAGUCCCCCUAGCUAUGUUUCCAAUGGCCGUCUUCCAGCAGGCCUGUGAGCACUACGUGUCCUUUUACUUUGUUUGUGUUAGGUUUGUUUGCUUUGUGGUUCCGCUCCUAUCUUGCCAAAGUCUGUUGGUGAUGCGAUGGGAUGUGUUGUGUGUUUGUCACGGGGCUAUCAAGUUCUGCUGUUGUUCUUAAGGGGGUAUCGGGUAAGGGGACGUAUCCAAACAACGCCUCAGGACUAUAGUUUAGACACACUGGUCUGGGUGAAGCGUGACUUUGCAACUGCAGUACAUGCCAAACAUUUCUUGCAAUUAAACUCCAAUAAAAUUUGCUCUUAGAACUAUGUGUUUUGGACCAUCUGAUAACUUCUGUGCUUUGAGUGGUGUGUCUUAUUCACACAUGAAGUUAAAUUGGAUCAGCUCCUCAUGGACAAUAACAGUCUACAUAAUGUACGUCCAUUACAAUACAGACACUUUGCCACAAAUGAAUAUAAUAUUAUAUUAUACUAUGCUGAACAACUGCAGCAUCUAAUGUGAUCAAAUACAAAAGCUGUAUCAACAACUCUGAUGUACUGAUACCAUAAUUUCAACACCUUUUUUUCUUAAGCUUUGAACACUCCAGCUUAUAAAAUGGUGUGGCUAUGGCUAAAUUGUAAUCUCAUGACAUCUCCUUGACUUCAGAACUACUUCAGUGCACAAGUUUGCCACUGGAGUGUGCAAGUGCAGGAGAUCACUAUACUAGUGGACAGAGACAGCUUGGUACAUGUAAUGUAUAUUUCCUAGGUACCUUUUGAGUGUUAAGUUGCUGUGUGAUGAGUUUAAUGUUGUUUGUAAGACAACACUGUGAGUCAGACUGUUAUCGAAUAAUGACCUCCUGCAAUUUGCAAUGGGUUGGCAAGCUUGUUGUGAGUUUUGCAUCGCUCAUGAUUGGCUCCUGUCAAAUAAAGAGCUGCCUGGUCUUCACAGACUUACGCCACAAUAUGUCAUUUUAUGACACGGACACACGUGACUUAUAUAUGAACAAAUCUGAUUUUUUUCCCUCUAAAUUUAGUGGGUGCUGCUUAUAAAAUAAGAUAUGCCAUUAUUUGUCCCAGAAAUUCCAGUUUUAUAUUAGCAGUUUAUAUUGUUAUUAUUAUUAUUACACUGGAAUUUACGGUACACUGGAUAACAUGCUAGUUUAACUUAACCUACUUCAGUGUAUUGUAUAUAUUUUUUCAUUAUAGCAUAUUACCCUAUAUCAGUGGUUCUCACUUAUUUUCUGUCAUGCUCCCCCAAGGGGACAGAAAUAUUUUCACACCCUUGAUUUAAAAUACUAUUGAGAAACUACUGUACAGACUGAACUUGAAACUGAGACCAACAAAAUGCAACAAAAUGGAGAUUUGUGAAGCAUGCAAGUGUAUUCAAGAGUCAUAUUGCAUGUUGAGUAAGAUAAAUGUGUACAUAUUGGCAUUGAAAGACAGUUCACCCUAACCCCUCGGGGGGCCCGCCCCACUAUUUAAGAAGCACUGACCUAUAUGAAGUUACACAAAAGGUCCCAAACAGAAAUUCAUGCAAUAUCAGUGCUUCCAAUUAGAAAGUAAAAUUAUA
This is a messenger RNA of Doryrhamphus excisus (bluestripe pipefish), 7129 nucleotides long. NCBI's taxonomy places the organism in Eukaryota, Metazoa, Chordata, Actinopteri, Syngnathiformes, Syngnathidae. The record is from RefSeq and is a predicted model, not a curated record.